CUUGAUUCUAAUAAGCUUUUCGCCAUGGUAUAUUUCACAUUUACCGCUUCGGGGCGCAUGGAACCGACACCAAGUGCUCUUUCUCCACCUCUCGGUUGCUCGAUACCCCGUGGGUACGCCGCGCGUGGAGUCAUUGGAGGAAGUUCAUAUACUGAUAUAUUAACAAACAAACCGCGGGCCUAGGGACAGGACGGAUAGGUGUGGAAAAUACAGAUCAGCGCAGCUAUAAAGCGCUACGAUGUUGUACAUGUGGCGAUGCAUCUCCUCGAAGCCCUAUCAAACAUGUCCUCCAGGCUUUCUGUCGCAUUGAGCCUUCUGGCGACCGGUUCUCUCGUGGCCGCCGGCCCCUGCGACCUCUACUCAGCCGGUGGUACGCCAUGCAUCGCAGCACACUCGACGACUCGAGCCCUCUACAAUGCCUUCUCCGGGUCCUUGUACCAGGUGAAGCGCGGGUCGGAUAACACCACCACCAACAUUGCGCCAAUCUCGGCUGGUGGUGUUGCUAAUGCUGCGGCUCAAGAUACUUUCUGUGCCUCCACUACUUGCCUUAUAACCAUCAUCUACGAUCAAUCCGGCAGGGGCAACCAUCUCACCCAAGCUCCACCCGGCGGCUUCAAGGGCCCGGAGACCAAUGGCUACGACAACUUGGCCAGUGCGACUGGAGCUCCGGUUACGCUGAACGGACAGAAGGCUUAUGGUGUCUUCAUGUCACCUGGUACCGGCUACCGCAACAACAAGGUCAGCGGUUCAGCUGUAGGCGAUGCUGCUGAAGGCAUGUAUGCUAUCUUCGAUGGUACUCAUUACAACGACGGGUGCUGUUUCGACUACGGAAACGCCGAGACCAGCAGCCUCGACACAGGCAAUGGUCACAUGGAGGCUCUCUACUUCGGCACUAACAGUAUUUGGGGUAGUGGUUCGGGAAGUGGGCCGUGGAUUAUGGCCGAUCUUGAGAACGGCUUGUUCUCUGGCCAAGGCUCGAAGCAGAACACCGCGGAUCCGACCGUCACCCACCGAUUCCUCACUUCUGUCCUCAAGGGUGGUCCGAACAAGUGGGCGAUCAAGGGCGGCAAUGCUGCGUCGGGCUCACUAUCGACCUACUACAAUGGCGCACGCCCGACCGCUUCGGGAUACAAUCCCAUGUCGAAAGAGGGAGCUAUCAUUCUAGGUAUCGGUGGUGACAACAGCAUUAGCGCUCAAGGUACUUUUUACGAGGGUGUGAUGACCAGCGGUUAUCCUUCCGACGAUGUUGAGAACUCUGUUCAAGCCAACAUUGUGGCGGCCAAGUAUGCCACUACAUCGAUGAACAGCGGCACGGCCCUCACCGCUGGUCAGUCAAUCUCACUUCGCGUUACCACCUCUGGAUACGACACACGCUACUUGGCUCACACUGGCGCCACUGUAAACACUCAAGUCGUUACAUCGUCAAGCGCCACAUCCCUCAAGCAGCAAGCCAGCUGGACAGUUCGCACAGGUCUCGGCAACAGUGCCUGUUGGUCGUUUGAAUCGAAGGACACGCCUGGUAGCUACCUUCGUCACUACAACUUUGUUCUCCAACUGGGCGCCAACGACAAUUCGAAGACGUUCAAGGAAGACGCCACGUUCUGUUCGGUCGCUGGUCUCAACGGCUCGGGCAGCACAAUUCGAGCUUGGGGUUACCCAACCCGAUACUUCCGCCACUUUGAUAAUGUGGCCUAUAUUGCAAGCAACGGUGGAGUUCACUUUUUUGAUGCAGCCAAUUCGUUCAAUGCGGACGCUACGUGGGCGGUGGGCUCAAGCUUUGCGUGAAUUAUUGACAACGUGAACAGGUAGCGGAUAGAUUCAAGUAUCAGCUCUACGCUGAAAUACUCACGAGAUACGUCGAUGCGUCUCCUAUAAAACAUUUGUCUGGUUCUAUAGGCGGCUCGACAGCAAACAUUGAGCCAACAUCGCGUUCAUUUCAUGUUUCUCGGU
Molecule: messenger RNA, 1950 nt
Organism: Paraphaeosphaeria sporulosa
Lineage: Eukaryota; Fungi; Ascomycota; Dothideomycetes; Pleosporales; Didymosphaeriaceae
Product: arabinofuranosidase/B-xylosidase precursor
Exons: 1
Coding region: 283-1785 (500 amino acids)
Biological process (GO): L-arabinose metabolic process; pectin catabolic process; arabinan metabolic process
Molecular function (GO): alpha-L-arabinofuranosidase activity
Source: RefSeq, a predicted model, not a curated record